UUCAAAUUUCGAAUUUCUUUAUAAACGAUGAGAGGAGAAGCUGAUACUUGGCCAGAGAUGGAGGCGGUAGCUAGGAAGAUGGUGGAGGAGGUUGAAACAGAGAGCAGUGGAUCAUCUGAAGCUGAGACGGAGUCUCCGAGAUCCGUUGGACGUUGGGGAGGUGCUUCGAUCUUGGGGAAGACGGUUAAGGAGCGAGUACAUAGCCAGGUUUUGAAGAUCAAGGAGGAGGAUCUCUGUGUUCUUGUCGAAGACAGAGCCGCGAAUAGUAAAUAUCUUCGUGAUCCACGUCGUCUUGGUUUGGUCUUGAUCACGAGGCCGAAUCUUCCAUGUUCUCCUCUCAGUGGAAGAGUGAAGUCCGUUAACGCUGUUCAGCGAUAAUUUACAAAUAUUUUAAAUUGAUCAAGGUGAUUUGAUCUCUGCGUUUUCUUAUAGUUUAUCUGUUUUUUCUUCUCUUUUUAACUUUUUGUGUUAUUUAUGGAAAGUCUUAUUAGAGUCUUUUUUUUUUUCUUGUCAUAAUGUCAUGUGCAUAUAAACCGUGAAUGUAU
This is a messenger RNA of Eruca vesicaria subsp. sativa (arugula), 545 nucleotides long. The record is from the annotation of a GenBank genome assembly. NCBI's taxonomy places the organism in Eukaryota, Viridiplantae, Streptophyta, Magnoliopsida, Brassicales, Brassicaceae.